Molecule: messenger RNA, 2404 nt
Organism: Helianthus annuus (common sunflower)
Lineage: Eukaryota; Viridiplantae; Streptophyta; Magnoliopsida; Asterales; Asteraceae
Product: putative pentatricopeptide repeat-containing protein At1g12700, mitochondrial
Exons: 1
Coding region: 407-2260 (617 amino acids)
Molecular function (GO): protein binding
Source: RefSeq, a predicted model, not a curated record
GGGAAGACUUUGGGAGAGAGAGGGAGUGUAUUGUAGCUUUUAAAGGAAGACGUGGGAUUAAAAAGGAGUGAAAGGAAUCAACUUUGGACGAAAUGACCAUAUUGCCCUUCACACCGUUAAAUAAGCAAACGGUCAACUGACGGAAGUUAGUGCCAGGGUUUUAAUUGUGAGCAAUUGAAUACGUCAGAGAUUGGAGUGUUGAUUUUUUAAAAAACAAGGACUAAACCUGAGAGCGGGUGUAAACCUUUACUACAGAAGUAUUUAAAAGAUCAUGUAUUUUAGACAAAACUGUACUGGUUUCAUGAAACCAAAAGCCAAUAAACAAAGUAGGUUUCCAAAGAUCUUCAUCUUCAUCGUUACUACACUUUCAAUUCCAGCGAGAUGAAUUAAUUUUCUCAGAAAGGGAAUGCGUAUUUCCCACCAUUCAUCACGUUUUGUUAUGGCAGGUCAGCUAGUGUUUUUCUUCCUCUCCAGCACCUUGUCUUUUCUGCUUGAUUUGAAACUGAAAGUAAGGAUGAAGUGCACAAGAAUUGGACUUUGUUAUUACUCUACCGCUUCAGCCUCAACCUCCCAUUUCAAUCAAAGAAUCCUGCAUCUCAAAAAUGCUUGUGGAGCCACUAAGCUCAAUGAUGCCCUCCAACUGUUUGAUGAAAUGCUUCAAAGACAACCUCCACCGAACAUCAUCCAAUUUAAUCAGCUCAUCACUCUUGUUGUAAAGAUGAAACAUUAUUCCACUGCUCUUUCACUCUUUAAGCAAAUGAGGUUGAUGGGUGUUCCUAGUGAUCUUUAUACCAUGACUAUCUCUAUUAACUGUCAUUGCCGCCUGAAUCAAGUUACUUACGGUUUUGCCCUACUGGCAACCAUCUUCAAGCAAGGGCAUCCACCCAGUUUGGCCACCUAUACUACUCUCAUUCAUGGGCUUGUUCUUGCUGAUCGGGUCUUUGAAGCUGUUGAGUUAUUCAAGAAACUGCUUAGAGAUAAACUCUGUGAGCCUAAUCAAGUUAUGUAUGGAACCGUUAUUAAUGGGCUCUGUAAAGUAGGUCACACUACCAAGGCCCUUGAAUUGCUCACGUUCAUGGAAUCAGGCUCUUGUAAACCUUGUGUACACCAUUACAAUACAGUCAUUGAUAGCCUCUGCAAAGAUAGAAUGGUUGAUGAUGCAUUAGAAUUAUUUACGCGUAUGACUGAAAAGGGUGUCCGUGCAGACGUUAUCACUUACAACUCUUUGAUUCAUGGUCUAUGUAACUUUGGUAGAGAGACAGAAGCCGCACAAAUGUUGAGAGAUAUGGAGGAGGAAGGGGUAUCUCCAGGAGUGCAUACCUUUACUAUCUUGGUGGAUUCCUUUUGCAAGCAAGGAUCGGUUAAAGAUGCGGAGCUUGCUGUACAAGCAAUGGUACGAAGAGGUCUAAAUCCAGAUGUAAUCACUUAUAGUGCACUAAUUGAUGGAUACUGUUUACGUGGUGAAAUAGAUGAAGCGGAGAAAGUUCUCGACGGCAUGGUGGAGAAGGAACUUGUGCCCAAUAUCAUCACCUAUAACAGCCUAAUAAACGGAUACUGUAAGAAGAAGAGAAUCGGAAAGGCCAUGCGUCUCUUUCACGAAAUCCAAGACAAGGGUUUGAUUCCGGAUGUUAUUACAUACAGUAGCAUGUUACAAGGUUUGUUUAAAUCCGGGAAUCCUGCAGCAGCUAGAGAACUGUUUAACAAGAUGCAAGCAAAGGGUCAGGCUCCGGAUAUAUGCACCUACCGUAUCUUAUUCCAUGGUAUGUGCGAGAAUGGUGAGUGUUCUGAUGCAUUGGUUCUGUUCCGUUCAAUGGGAAGCGACACACUGAUGAAAGAUGUCAAUCUGUAUACUAUCUUGAUUAAGGGUUGUAGAAAAUAUGGUAAGCUUGAUUUGGCAAUGGGUCUGUUUGACGAACUCACUUUAAAAGGAUUGAAACCGAAUGUUAGGACAUAUACAGUGAUGAUAAGUGUGCUAUGCCAGCAAGGUUUAUUUGGUGAAGCAAAAGACUUGCUAAGAAAGAUGGAGGAGAAUGGUUGUUCGCCAAAUAGUGUGACUUACAAUGCUAUUGUUCAGGAAUUCUUCAAGUAUAAAGAGUUUCAAGAAGCAGAGAUUCUUCUUGAGGAGAUGAUGAACCUAGGUUUCUCGCCUGAUUCCGCUAAUUUUGAGAUGCUGCUUCACCUAAUACCGACUACGGUACAAGAUUCGCCUAUGCGAACUAUCAUUCGGAAGCUAACAAACAUUAAACAAAUGAAUGGAUAAGUUAGAAUGGAAAAUGUGCAAUAAAUAUAUUAUCAAACACAUUCAACAAGUAGAUUAGAAACCAGUAACUUCUUGAAAUUUAGUUUCCAAACUCAUCUCAAAUUGUUUUAAUCUUAAACUAGUAAUUAGACCCGCGCGUGUUGC